Messenger RNA from Naumovozyma dairenensis CBS 421, 447 nucleotides. RefSeq lists its product as uncharacterized. NCBI's taxonomy places the organism in Eukaryota, Fungi, Ascomycota, Saccharomycetes, Saccharomycetales, Saccharomycetaceae. The record is from RefSeq and is a predicted model, not a curated record. Bases 1 to 447 code for a protein of 148 amino acids. The transcript has a single exon.
AUGCUAUUCAAUAAUAAUAAUAGUAAUAUCAUUCCACGUUCUAUUUUGAAUAAUAACACUAUUGAUUAUUCAAACGUGCCCAUUACAUGGGAACAACCUAAUCGAGCCACUUUUAUUAAUUCUGCACUCUCUAGUGCAACCACCUGUGUGUCUGAUACAGGCUCAUUAGACUUUUCUAACUUCAUUAAUGAUUCUACUUCCAAUCCACGAUCUCCAGUCUUUUCUAUUUCUAGCAGUACGCCCUUUAGCAAUUAUGGGAUAUUAAGAAGAAGAAACGCGAUUUCUAUUGCUCGUGGUGCAAUAAAUCCGUAUCGUGAAUCAAUUACUGCCAUUUUACCAAAUAAUGUAGAAGAUGACUAUGUCUCUUCUGCUAAAGAAGAGGCUGAAGAACUAGGUAUAUCAUUCAUUGGAUAUUUUCAAGGUGUACCUUACUAUGGUAUACUUUGA